AGAUUUUAGCAUAGGAAAUUCUUUUUGUCGUGUGUUAUACAGUUGUACUUAUACUAUGCAUAUUUGAUUCCAAUGCAUCUCAGACUUUAUGCAUAAGUAUUUUAAUUGUUUUGUUUUACAGCAGUUAUACGUAUGUAUAAUCUUCACGUGUAGAGUUUUUCACUUUUUACCAUAUUUCUCACUUCCAGUUAUACAGCCAUAGCUGUUUGUGAUUAAAUGAAAGUACUCGGAAGUUAUUGCUGCUCUUAGUUUUGUCUGUCAGGCUGCAAACCACAGCAAGCUUCUCUAAUCCAAUGAGCUAAAGGAAGUUCAGGGUUUGGGCCAAUUACAGUGAAGGAGGUGGGAUUUGCCGAACGAGGGGGGAGAAAUCCCUGACAGUCUAGAUUCAGGGCUCAAAGGUUUCAAUGCAGCAGCAGCUCUCCACGUCCUGCGCUGUGUAUAAACGUCACUCCGAGAAGUUGCCACGAAUACACAGGCUGGCGGCAUGAUGUGGAGGCUCGUGGGCUGCACGCUGUGCCUCUUUGUGUCUUUACAGCUCAGCUCGUGGUGCGUUUUGGCGUCCGCGGCCGAGCCGGACGGCGAGGUCCAGAUCGAGGUGUUGUUCAAGCCCGAGGAGUGCACUCAAAAGAGUAAACGAGGAGAUCUGCUGAACGUCCACUACGACGGGUUCCUCGCCACAGAUGGUUCUCAGUUCUACUGCAGUCGAUCAGACAAAGCCGGGCACCCUCAGUGGUUUGUGCUGGGCGUCGGACAAGUCAUCAAGGGCCUGGAUAAAGGGAUGGAAAACAUGUGUCCUGGAGAGAAACGAAAAAUAACUGUUCCUCCUGGCCUGGCCUUCGGAGCACAAGGCAAAGAUCCUGUCCCGCCCAAUGCCACGGUGGUCUUUGAGGUGGAGGUCUACUCGGUUUCCAGGGGACCACGCAGCAUGGAGGCUUUCGGACAGAUGGACCUGGAUAGUGACAGAAGUCUCACGAAGGCUGAGUGUGUACAUGUUCCCCAUGGAUGCUGUAAUCAAAUGUCACCAGAGAGCCGAGGCCGCCAGGCGUAAAGACAGACGGUGCCUCCAGUCCUGUAAAGGAACAACGUAAUGUUCCCUUCUGUUUGGGGGAAAGAGGACAGUCCUACUUUGUCAUAGGAGAUGCAAAGGUGGAUGAGGAAUGUACGUACAGAUUACAGAGCUUAUAAGGAGACGGGAGCGUGGAUGUAGAAGGAGACCUGGGUACAGCGUUGAAAGCGGGGCUCUGUUCGUUCCUGUUUUAGUCUGAGUAUAAAAUUAGGGCUCAUUCUCCUGAACGGAGGAAGAAAAUAACUCUGGAUUUGGCUAUAAGUGCAUUUUAGGACCAACCAAUUUAAAAUGGAGGCUAUUGAAGUGGACAGACAGUCGUAAGACGAUGGGAAAGAGACGUCUGUCGAAUGUGAGCCGGAGUUUUUUUUUUAAGUGUAUUUUUUUGGUUCUUUCUGUCCUGACUGUCAGAUAGUCGGGUGAUUUUUUUUUAGUUGUGGGUAUUAUUAUUUUUCAAACUGAUCAUUAGCAGGAACAAAAAAAACACAUCCCAGUGAAUCUUUAGCUAAACUACGUGAUUUUGCUUUCAUAACCGCGUAUAUAAAGAAUGAAGCAAUCCAACCCCAAAGUAACCUCAGUGAGACUGAAGGCCACGCUCGUUCCUGAUCUCAUUAUCUCACGUCAUAAAAAUCCAUAAAUCACUUUAGCUUUAAUUUAUUUACUGCCAUGGCUCUCUGAUUCUUUUCAGUAGUGUCAAAACAAAGUAAAGGACAGUAUUGGUACUGCAAACCACAAAGGAAGCCAAUUUUAUAGCGACCAAAAACGUUUGCUCAUCCCAAGAAUUAUAAUAAUUAAUAAGUAUAACUAGCCUUAAAGAAGACUCAGUCGUUGACGGCACAUACCAUUUACAGUCUCAAUUAUUACCGAUGUAUGUUGCUUGUAACGAUGAAAUGCUUUUU
Cyclopterus lumpus (lumpfish) is the source of this 1962-nucleotide messenger RNA. RefSeq names its product FKBP prolyl isomerase 7 (gene fkbp7). Gene Ontology annotation, molecular function: calcium ion binding; peptidyl-prolyl cis-trans isomerase activity. The transcript is spliced from 4 exons. NCBI's taxonomy places the organism in Eukaryota, Metazoa, Chordata, Actinopteri, Perciformes, Cyclopteridae. The record is from RefSeq and is a predicted model, not a curated record. Bases 485 to 1048 code for a protein of 187 amino acids.